AUGAUAUCUCAAAACAAGUCGGAAACUAUGAAAGCUGUCGUAUUCUUUGGUGCCCAUGAUAUUAGAGUCAUUGAAAAACCUCUCCCAACAAUAGAAAAGAGCACAGAUGCUGUCAUAAAAAUCCAAUCAGCUGCCCUAUGUGGAUCAGAGCUUCAUACCUACCGUGGUGCAAUUGUUCCCCCAUCAACUGGACAUAUUAUGGGUCACGAGUUUACAGGCGUUGUCGCAGAAGUGGGAGCAGAUAUCAAAGGGUUUAAGGUAGGUGACGAGGUGGUCUCGAUUUUUACAACUCAAUGUGGCGAAUGCUGGUAUUGCACCCAUGGCUGCUCGAGUAAAUGCUCGCAAGCCUUUGUCUUUGGAACCCCAGGUCACGACGGUGGACAAGCUGAGUAUUGCAGAAUUCCCCUAGCAGAUACAACUUUAAAACACAAGCCUACCGGUAUUGACGAUUCUAUCCUUGUAUUAUUGGCAGACAUAUUUCCAACAGGAUACUUUGGUGUUAAAAAUCUAUUGGAAAAGAUUCCAACAGAGUAUAUACCCGAGUCGGUAAUAUUGCAGUUAGGUUGUGGACCAGUAGGACUUUGCGCUAUUGCUUCAGCAAAAGCGAAGGGUAUAAAAUAUUUAUAUGCUGUCGAUACGGUUCCUGAACGCCUUAAGUUAGCUGAAAAGUUCGGAGCUAUUCCUUUAAAUUUGAAAACAGAUGAUAUCGAAGGAAUUAUCAAGAAGGCCACUAAUGGCAGGGGAGCAGACGGAAUUUUGGAAGUAGUUGGAAGUGUUGAUGCACUUAAAUUAGGCUUCAAAAUUGUUAGAUCUGGAGGUAUUAUUAGUUCAAUUGGCUAUCAACAUGGGGAAAUGCCUUUUUCAGGUCUUGAUUGUUAUCUCAAAAAUGUCACUCUUCAGUUUGGCAGAUGCCCAUGUUAUUCUUUGUAUGAUGAAGCAGUUGAAACUUUGAAGAAAGUUUCCCAUUUAUUUAAAGACUUUGUAGAUUUGGAGUUGCCACUUGAAAAUGCUCCUAGAGGUUAUGAAUUAUUUGAAAAACAUGGUGCUAGGAAGAUUAUCUUCAAGCCAUGA
This is a messenger RNA of Debaryomyces fabryi, 1071 nucleotides long. Its product is annotated as alcohol dehydrogenase family protein. The transcript has a single exon. The record is from RefSeq and is a predicted model, not a curated record. Gene Ontology annotation, molecular function: oxidoreductase activity; zinc ion binding. NCBI's taxonomy places the organism in Eukaryota, Fungi, Ascomycota, Pichiomycetes, Serinales, Debaryomycetaceae. The coding region runs from base 1 to 1071 and encodes 356 amino acids.